GCCGACUAGGCGGUGGGGGCGAGGUGAGCAGGUAGAAGUUACCGAAGGUAUCUCCACCCGGUGGCGUCCUGGCGCGCAGGGGAGCGUGUCCUGAGCAGCGCCGGCAGGCGUCGGAGGCGGACGCCAUGGCCACAACCUUCCGGGCGAGCGGUAACCGCAGGGCGGCCGGGACUCGCUGGGAAGCAAAGCUGAGCCCUCCCCUUCCUUAGGAAGUUGUCGUCCCUGCCCGCAGGUCGGCGCGCCCACCCGUCCAGAGCAUCAGCAUAUCCGCUACAACCCGCUACAAGAUGAGUGGGUGCUGGUGUCAGCGCACCGCAUGAAGCGGCCCUGGCAGGGGCAGGUAGAACCCCCGCUUCUGACGACAGUACCCCGCCAUGACCCCCACAACCCUCUGUGUCCGGGGGCCACACGGGCCAAUGGAGAGGUGAAUCCCCACUAUGAAGGCACCUUCCUGUUUGACAAUGACUUCCCAGCUCUGCAGCCUGAUGCCCCUAGUCCAGGACCCAGUGAUCACCCCCUUUUCCAAGCAGAGGCUGCUCGAGGAGUUUGUAAGGUUAUGUGCUUCCACCCCUGGUCGGAUGUGACACUGCCACUCAUGUCAGUCCCUGAGAUCCGAGCUGUCGUUGAUGCAUGGGCCUCAGUCACAGAGGAGCUGGGUGCCCAGUACCCUUGGGUGCAGAUCUUUGAAAACAAAGGAGCCAUGAUGGGCUGUUCCAACCCCCAUCCCCACUGCCAGGUGUGGGCCAGCAGUUUCCUGCCAGAUGUUGCCCAGCGUGAGGAGCGAUCUCAGCGGGCCUAUCAGAGUCAGCACGGAGAGCCCCUGCUAAUGGAGUACGGCCGCCAAGAGCUGCUCAGGAAGGACCGUCUGGUCCUAACCAGUGAGCACUGGUUAGUGCUGGUCCCCUUCUGGGCAGUGUGGCCCUUCCAGACACUACUGCUGCCCCGUCGGCAUGUGCGGCGGCUGCCUGAGCUGACCCCGGCUGAGCGUGACGAUCUAGCCUCCAUCAUGAAGAAGCUCUUGACCAAGUAUGACAACCUAUUUGAGACAUCCUUUCCCUACUCCAUGGGCUGGCACGGGGCUCCUAUCGGAUCAGAGGCUCGAGCCAACUGGGACCACUGGCAGCUACAUGCUCAUUAUUAUCCUCCACUCCUGCGCUCUGCCACAGUCCGGAAAUUCAUGGUUGGCUAUGAAAUGCUUGCCCAGGCCCAGAGGGACCUCACCCCUGAGCAGGCUGCAGAGAGACUAAGGGCGCUUCCUGAGGUUCAUUACCGCCUGGGGCAGAAGGACAGGGAGACAGCAGCCAUCGCCUGACCACACUGACCACAGGGCCUUCUGCCUGAGGGAACUAGGGCCUAGGGUUUGGGCAGAUGUGGGAUCAAUAAAACUGUGCUUCUCAAACUUGAA
Messenger RNA from Orcinus orca (killer whale), 1405 nucleotides. RefSeq names its product galactose-1-phosphate uridylyltransferase (gene GALT). Gene Ontology annotation, cellular component: cytoplasm. Gene Ontology annotation, molecular function: UDP-glucose:hexose-1-phosphate uridylyltransferase activity; zinc ion binding. NCBI's taxonomy places the organism in Eukaryota, Metazoa, Chordata, Mammalia, Artiodactyla, Delphinidae. The record is from RefSeq and is a predicted model, not a curated record. Gene Ontology annotation, biological process: beta-D-galactose catabolic process via UDP-galactose, Leloir pathway. The coding region runs from base 317 to 1312 and encodes 331 amino acids. The transcript has 11 exons.